Molecule: messenger RNA, 1582 nt
Organism: Pollicipes pollicipes
Lineage: Eukaryota; Metazoa; Arthropoda; Thecostraca; Pollicipedomorpha; Pollicipedidae
Exons: 3
Coding region: 290-1300 (336 amino acids)
Source: RefSeq, a predicted model, not a curated record
UGCGCCCGCCCCCCAGCCUCCUGCGCCGUCGGCGGGUGACGAGGAGGCCCGCGCCCGCUGGCAGGCGCAGCUGGAGUCGGAGCGCGCCCAGUGGGGGCAGGAGCGCUCGCUGCUGGAGGCGCACAUCGCGCAGCUGGAUGCCGAGCUAGAGCGGCUGCGACUCUCGGAGCGGCCGGCCGUGCUGCCACUGCAGGGCGCCGGGGACGAUGGUCGCGUCCAGGAGGCGCACAGCCGCUACCUGCGCGCCGAGAGCUACCGACGCGCACUCUGCUGGCAGAAGCGUUACCUCAUGAUCCUGCUAGGCGGCUACCAGGAGACAGAGACGAUGACGCUGGAGAAGAUGGUCCAGUUGACGGGCGGCUGCUUCCUGCCCGACUACCGCCGCCUAUUGCAGCCCAUCCGCAAAUUCCGCGCCGCCGUCUAUGCCGUGGUUGGCAUGCUCCGCAUGCAGUACAUGGUCAACAGAUGGCGCUCAGGGCAGCGCGUGGCGGGUGGAGGGAGGCGAAGCCAGCCCAAGCCCCAGGCUCGCGGUCGACCCAUGCCUGGUCCCUCUAAACAACGCUCAACCAGUCGCUCAACGAGCCGCAACCAGCCACCCCCGUCAAAACCCAAGGCCACGCCGGCAGCGCGCAGUCCACCGUCGAGGAAAAAGUCCUCGAAGGCCGUCCUGACCAGGAACGCGCCGAGCCGGAAGCAGCCGUCACCAACACGAGAGCGGCCGUCACCAACACGGGAGCGGCCCGAGGCCGUUGAGGAGCCUCUCGGUGCCAGCGGCAGCGGCAGCCGGAGCCCUACCGCCGUCCUGGGAGAGGACGUCCACGUCGAGUUUAACGUGGAGGACGAGGUGACGCCGCGCGGCCAGAGCAGCGUCGAUACCGACGCGCUGCUGGACGAGGGCAUUGACGAGGACACGGCAGAGGAGGACGACGAGACACUGGGCAGCGUUAGCCGUAGCAGCGCAGUCCUGCUACAGGAGGGCGACUGCUGUGAGGACUCACUGACGCCCACGCUGCCCCUCUCGAUUACGUCACUUUCCUCCUCGGACUCGGACUGCACCAAGUUCUUCACAGACUACGGCAACCAUGGGCUGCCCGACAUGGAGAUGGAGUGUGGCACCACUGGCUCCAUGCCUAACUUGAUUGGAUUUGACGUGAGGAGCGUAGCGACCCUGAGUGAUGUGGAGUCGGAGGAGUUGGAACACUAUCUGGCGCAGUUUGACUCUUUGCUGACAUGCCAAGGCUACUCGUCCCAGCUCUCGAGCUCGACCGCCACAUCACACACCCAGAGAAACAACCGAUGACUCACUCGGCUGCCAGUCGCAGAGGAGAGUCCAAAUUCUCCCGGCAGCGGAUGUUGGUCGAUCUCUAUCAUUUCUAUACUUUUUACAUGCGAUUCGGAAAACUUUGUCUUACGUGUGUCCAGCUGUGCGCGAAAAAUGUUUGUCAGAAUUGGCUGCGCAGGCGUUUGUCGUGGAGCUUUAGUCUUACGUCUCAUCCUAUGGUUCAAUGUUCGGCGUUAUACAUCGCACGGAUCGCAAAAGUUCAAUGAAUAACAUUACGUAAUCUACGUCAGCGUACUACUA